GAUUGGCCUGAGCUGAACAAUGCCACUGUGAUGUCGGCCCACACCUGCUGUGAAAUGGAGGCUCCCGAGCCCCAGGCAUCAGUGGAGCUGCCGUCCAGAUACAGAUCAUGAGUGGCGGGUAUGAUCUCAACCUCUUUGCCAGCCCUCCCGACUGCAACUUCCUGUGCUCCGUCUGCCAUGGGGUUCUCAAGAGGCCAGUAAGGUUGCCAUGUAGCCACAUCUUCUGCAAAAAGUGCAUCCUCCGGUGGCUAGCCAGACAAAACACCUGUCCAUGCUGCAGGAAAGAGGUGAAAAGGAAAAAGAUGGUCCAUGUGAAUAAACUCCGGAAAACCAUUGGCCGCCUAGAAGUCAAGUGCAAGAACGCUGAGGCUGGCUGUUUGGUGACAUGCCCCCUGGCCCAUCGCAAGGGACAUCAGGACUCAUGCCCCUUUGAGCUGAUGGCCUGCCCCAACGAGGGCUGCUCUGCGCGAGUGCCACGUGGGGACCUGGCUGAGCACCAGCAGCACUGCCAGCAAGGUGGUGAGCAGCUUUGCCUCUUGGGCUGCGGGGCCACCCUGGGCCCAGCUGAACGUGCACGCCACAACUGCUACCGAGAACUACGCGAGGCCUGGAGCGAGCGCCAGGAGCGCAGCCGGACUCUGCUGCUAAGUCUGCUGCGGCGUGUGCGCCGGGUGCACCGCACCACCAACCUCAUCCGCCGGCAACUGGCCCAGCUAGGCAACUUCCUGGAGGAGGAUGACGCCCUGCUCCUGGGCACUGUGCAGGAGACUGAGGCCACCCCAGUGGGCAGUACUGACGCUGAGGUGUGGGGGUCCAGGGCCAGCGUGCCUUGUAAAUACAAGGGCAAAUAAAUGCUGAGCCCAAGCCGGGCCUAUCUCACCGCCUCUGUGCCUGCUAGCCUCAUACCCUGUGCCCAUUCCCCAGGCCCCCUUGCUCUUCAUUUGGCUAUUUCUUUUCUCUCAAUGUCUCUUCUCCCAAUCUCAACUCCAGUUGCUUCCUAUCAAUUUGUUUUACCAGUUUUGUAGCCUGUAGCAUGAAUGGCUCAAAAUCGUUAACUCAGUAAAAGCCAGUUCUCAGUAGCUCAG
Ictidomys tridecemlineatus (thirteen-lined ground squirrel) is the source of this 1085-nucleotide messenger RNA. RefSeq names its product ring finger protein 151 (gene Rnf151). Gene Ontology annotation, molecular function: zinc ion binding; ubiquitin-protein transferase activity. The record is from RefSeq and is a predicted model, not a curated record. NCBI's taxonomy places the organism in Eukaryota, Metazoa, Chordata, Mammalia, Rodentia, Sciuridae. Gene Ontology annotation, biological process: protein ubiquitination.